AUACCCCCAUCCCUCUAACUUCUUUGGUCGCCCAUCUUUCCGGCCUGCCGUCCGCCCUUUCACGUCUUUGGUCUCCCAUCCUCCCUACUGUGCUCCAUAGCUCUAUACACUGGCCAUGAAAUACGCACAAGCAAUUGGGCAGAUCGGACGGCUGCCUUGAUGUUCCACCCAUACCUCCAAUAGUCCCAUCACUGCUCUACUGUGUGUCACCUUCGACUGCAGUCUUGCCGCUCCACCGUCACUUCCGCCAACUGCUUCAAUUUCAAAAAGAAAAAGGAAGAAACCUGGGGUCUCUACCUUCUAAUCCAACAUGUGCCUUCAAUUGCCGCUCUUUACUCCGUCAUUGCUAUAGGAUGUCGCCAUCUCCAUCUUCAUCUAAGAUCUAGAUUGGAAUCAUCAGAUCUGUAGAGAUAUGAUACCUCUUCAUCAGAUCUGUGUAUAAUGAUGAUACUGCAAGUUGUCGUCGUCUCUGCCCUCGUGGACUGUGUCUUCCUCGCAUCUGUCCUCCUGGUCUGUGUCCUAUUCAAACGCCUCUUCUCUGCCGCCAGUGGUCUGCCAUCAAGGUUUGGGUGCAAUGGCGUUGCAAAUUGUUUGUGCAGACCACUUCCAAGCAUAAUACACAUGUUAUUCCGAGCUUCGAAAAUCGGUUGACAUCAUCAAACAGAAACUCACACCUUCAGACUUGAAUCGCUUCGCUUCAAGACAGAGUCCCAUUUUGGCCACCUUCUUGAGUCCCCGCCAUUGCAGUUCUCAGGCCAACUCAUACAUCUGUUGCUCAUGCAUCUGACAAGAGAAUAGGUAGAGGAUGAACUACGAUUCAACAUAAAUGGUUCGAUAUUGAAAUUUGAUUUUGGGGAAUGGUGUCGCAUAAGUGGAAUGACCUCUACCAAGGUUUAUAGAGAGGAAGGUGGGGAUGAGGGUGACAAUUUAGCCUCAGGGAGAAUUCGAAAGAAAUCUUUAGGAAAUGA
Molecule: messenger RNA, 968 nt
Organism: Cuscuta campestris
Lineage: Eukaryota; Viridiplantae; Streptophyta; Magnoliopsida; Solanales; Convolvulaceae
Source: the annotation of a GenBank genome assembly